Messenger RNA from Labeo rohita (rohu), 1827 nucleotides. RefSeq names its product interferon regulatory factor 7 (gene irf7). Gene Ontology annotation, molecular function: protein binding; DNA-binding transcription factor activity, RNA polymerase II-specific; RNA polymerase II cis-regulatory region sequence-specific DNA binding. Gene Ontology annotation, biological process: immune system process; regulation of transcription by RNA polymerase II. The record is from RefSeq and is a predicted model, not a curated record. Lineage: Eukaryota; Metazoa; Chordata; Actinopteri; Cypriniformes; Cyprinidae. The coding region runs from base 112 to 1350 and encodes 412 amino acids. The transcript has 9 exons. Gene Ontology annotation, cellular component: nucleus.
CUCCUACCCGGGUGACGCGUCUGUGACGCUUUCGUGUGCGUAUAAAACACCGGAGAAACUCCAAACUCCUGAAUACUACCAAGUAGUGGAACACCUUCAGGAGCUGAAAUCAUGGCAGCGAUGCAGGGAAGUGCAGUCUGCAAACCACAGUUUGGCCCGUGGCUCAUAGAGCAGGUGGAAAGUGGAAAAUAUGAGGGAUUGCGCAUGAUAGACAAUGACAAAUUUCGGAUCCCCUGGAAACACAACUCACGAAGAGACCUUGGGGACGCCGAUGUUAAAAUAUUUAAGGCAUGGGCUGUGGUCAGUGGGAAGAUCAACGAGCACCCUAAUGACAAAGCGAAAUGGAAGACGAAUUUCCGUUGUGCGCUUCAUUGCCUAAAAACCUUCGAGAUGUUAGAGGAUCAUUCCAAGGAUCCGGACGACCAACACAAAGUCUAUCGCAUCAUCCGUCCUCAAAAUCACCAAGAGACCCAGAGUGUAGAGCCAGCUCAACUUCCUUUCAUUCCUCAGCCCUACGAUCCAUCUAAUUACAUGCCUGAUCAAAUGGAGCAGGAGUUGCUCAACCAGGUGGAGAGAAUGGAAAUAAAUCACCAACACACAGAAUCCCAACAAUGGGACACCGGUUCCCAACAAAUCAUUCUGUCCGCCCCAAGCAACUACUACACACCUCCGCCAGACCAGCAACCUUACACUACAGCACAGCAAUGGAACCUUCCAGCUCUCUGGGACCUGGAGAUCUCCAUCAGCUACAGAAAAACAGAAGUUUUGAAAACUCGCCUGUGUUCGCCAUUCAUUCAGUUUCACUACCAGUGCGACCCGUCUGAGCUGAGAGGACAGCCAAUCCGAUUCCCAUCCACAGAGGGUCUGACUGACCAAAAGCAGAUCGAGUACACUAACCGCAUCUUGGACAGCAUUCAAAGAGGUCUGCUGCUGGAGGUAGACCAGUAUGGCAUUUACGGUUUCCGACAGGAUGAUUGUAAAGUGUUCGUCAGCACCAGCGACCUGUCUGAGAUCCAGAGCCCAGAGGCCAGAAAACUGGAUCGGAACACCAGAGAGCUACUGCUCAGCUUUGAUGAAUACCUAAGAGAUCUGAUGGAUUAUAAAGAGAACAGACGGGGUUCUCCGGAUUACACCAUCUACUUGUGCUUCGGACAGAAACUCCUGGAUGGAAAACCACUGGAGAGAAAACUGAUUACUGUCAAAAUUGUACCUCUGAUUUGCCGUGAACUUCAUGAGAGAGCUCAAAUGGAGGGAGCGUCCUCUCUUUGCAAUGAAAGCAUUAGCUUGCAGAUCUCCCACAACAGCCUUUUUGAACUUAUAAACUCUUUGGGUCUGCCUUCAGUGGCCUAAAGCAUCUGUUUUCACUCUGAAAUCAGCCAGAUGACAUUUCUUUCCACAUAUACACAUAGAGAAUGAGAGAGAGAAAUUCAUUUCGCUACUGUUAUAGUUAAUCACAAAACUUUCCAGAGGUGAUUUCCAUUUAGAGGUGACUUGUAGCUGCUCUGAAUUCAUUGCUGGUCGCUCAGCCGUGUAAUGGCAAUUUCAAUGAAACUGUAUUUUUGCUAAUUACUUGAAACAUUAUCGUUUUUUGUUAUUUUCUAAUGAGUGUUAAAACCUCAUUUUGAUAUCCUGUCUUCUAGUGAAGAAUCUUUCACCUUUCGCCCAAAGGGCUCUACUUGUAUCGCUUUUUGUCUGUCGCUUUAUGAAUGCACUAUUUAUAAACUACUGUUUGACUGUUAUUAUUGUUUUAUUAAAUGAUGCUGAUACCAGAAUGUAAAGAAUGAUUAUGCAUAAAAAUGUUAUGCAUAUAAAAAUUAAAUAAACAUA